AUGUGUCUCCGUGACCUGAGAGAAGGACGUGCAUGGGAUCGGCAUCUUAAAAGUGUGGGAAAGCUGUCCAGUGACCAUGAGGAUGGCUCAUCACACAACUCCACCCGGUUCCACCCUUCCUCCUCUAUCCUUCUGGGGAUUCCAGGCCUGGGACAUGUUCACCUCUGGAUUGGUUUCCCCUUUUGUGCCGUAUAUCUGAUUGCCCUCCUGGGGAACGCUGUCAUCCUCUUUGUAAUCCAGGCUGAGCCUGGUCUCCGUCAGCCCAUGUUCUACUUCCUGGCCAUGCUGGCCUGCACGGACCUAGGCUUGUCCACAGCCACCAUCCCCAAGAUGCUGGGCAUCUUCUGGUUCAAUUCCAGGGAAAUCCUUUUUGGGGCUUGUCUUGCACAGAUGUUUGUGGUUCAUCUGUGCACAGGCCUGGAGUCCGGGAUACUGACGGUCAUGGCCGUAGACCGCUACGUUGCCAUCGGCAACCCCCUGAGAUAUACCGCGAAUCUCACCAACAGGGUGGUGGCCGUUCUCGGCACCGUCACCGUGGUGAGAUCUUUCCUCUUCGUUACCCCUUUCGUGUUUCUCCUCUUGCUCCUGUCGUUCUGUGGGGCCCGAAUCAUCCCCCACACCUACUGCGAGCACAUGGGUAUUGCCCGUCUUUCCUGUGCCAGCAUCAGGGCCAAUCAUGUGUUUGGGAUGGUAGCCUUUUCUGUGGGGUUCGUGGACCUUGUCAUAAUUGGUUUCUCCUAUGGGAAGAUACUCCGCACAGUGCUUCAUUUGCCCUCGUGGAAGGCCCGAUCCAAGGCUCUCCACACCUGCGGCUCCCACGUCUGUGUCAUGCUCAUCUUCUACAUCCCAGCAUUUUUCUCUUUUCUAACCCAUCGCUUUGGUCAUAGCAUCCCAGGCUAUCUUCACAUCUUUCUGGCCAAUCUCUACAUGGUUGCUCUCAACCCCGUUAUCUACGGGGUCAGGACAAAGCAAAUUCGAAUGCAAGUCCUAAGAAUUCUUAACCCUAAAGAUCUGAUGCUCAGCCGUCCCAAUCAUGCUGACAUAUGA
Messenger RNA from Phacochoerus africanus (Common warthog), 1047 nucleotides. RefSeq names its product olfactory receptor 52E5-like. The transcript has a single exon. Lineage: Eukaryota; Metazoa; Chordata; Mammalia; Artiodactyla; Suidae. Gene Ontology annotation, cellular component: membrane. The record is from RefSeq and is a predicted model, not a curated record. The coding region runs from base 1 to 1047 and encodes 348 amino acids. Gene Ontology annotation, biological process: G protein-coupled receptor signaling pathway. Gene Ontology annotation, molecular function: G protein-coupled receptor activity; olfactory receptor activity.